UAAUCAAAUUUCGAGAAAGCGAAACACUCGCACUCGAUAAACCUCAUGACGAUGCACUCGUAAUCGAGCUCGCCGUAGCCGGAUUCGAGCUGACCAGAGUCAUGAUAGACACAGGAAGCUCUGUAGACGUGCUGUUCUACGAUGCUUUCAAGCGAAUGGGAUUCGAAAACUCCGCACUCAUAGGAGGCCGUACGCCCCUAACUGGGUUCGCAGGAGAAACGACCUAUUCCAUGGGAACUAUCCAGCUCCCAAUCAAAGCAGGUGGUAUAACGAAAACAGUUGACUUUGUGGUCGUAGAUCGCCCCGCGCCAUUCAAUGCCAUUCUCGGCAGGCCGUGGCUCUACACCAUUACCACUACACCUGCGUCAAGUUCCCUACACCUUGGGGAACAAAAACAAUUCGCGGUUGCCAACGAGCUUCCCGAGAUUGCUAUAUGGGCAGCUACUUGCGAGCUGAAAAAUCGCCAGUAUAGCAAUUACAGAAAGAAGAGGAGCUCGCGAUUCGGCAGAUCAAACAUGGCAAAGAUCCGACCGUCCGCGAACCUCGAAAAGACUUGGUCACUCAGGUUUGCAUCGACGAAACCGACCCCGAAAGGCGCGUUGGUAUCGGAAUCGAUCUCGCAAAACCUAUCCGUGACGAGCUGA
Messenger RNA from Microthlaspi erraticum, 644 nucleotides. The record is from the annotation of a GenBank genome assembly. Lineage: Eukaryota; Viridiplantae; Streptophyta; Magnoliopsida; Brassicales; Brassicaceae.